This is a messenger RNA of Hydatigera taeniaeformis, 477 nucleotides long. NCBI's taxonomy places the organism in Eukaryota, Metazoa, Platyhelminthes, Cestoda, Cyclophyllidea, Taeniidae. The record is from the annotation of a GenBank genome assembly.
AUGUCGGUGGCCAACAUCGCAAUGGACUUGAUCAGGAGCGUUAAGCGCAGCCCCCCGCAUCGGCUUGCACCCUACGAGGAUGACAAGGUCCGCCGUUGUAUGGAAGAGAUGCGAAAGCUUUAUGAGGAGAAUCGUCAGGAUGUGCUAAGUCUUCGGCUGCCCUCUCAAAGUUCCAGCUCAACGGAUGAUAGCGCCGCUCUGAUUGAUAGUGAAAAUAUCGUGCAAGCUGUCGUCAUCCGACACGCUACAAUGGAACGCGUGAAAAGAUGCCUUCUAGCCUAUCAUCAUGCCCGUCUCAUGCAAAUUAAGGAGAUCCGUUGGCAGUACGGUGCUGGAGUACCUAAAGCUGCGCAGACUCAAUUUUACGGCCCAAUUAUGAUAAGUUCAAGGCAGUACUUUCUUGGUAUACCGAUUGAGUUAGGCCUUUGGCUGUCUAGUGCCCUCUCUGGUCGCACUGUCCUCUUUUGCGGUCCAUAA